AUGACAAUCAAAUAUUAUGACACUAUAGUUGUUGGAGGUGGAUUCGGUGGUAUCACUCAAUUAUUCAAGUUAAGAGAGGCUGGCUAUUCCGUUCAUGGAUUCGAAAGAGGAUCGUUCUUUGGAGGGGUCUGGCAUCACAAUCGUUACCCUGGAGCAAGAGUUGAUUCAGAAAUUCCAACAUAUCAACUUUGGCUAAAAGAAACUUGUAAGGGUUGGGUAUUCUCUGAACGUUUUCCUGGGUAUAAAGAAUUGCAAGACUACUUUGCAUUUGUUGACACCCAAAUUAACGUUAGUCAAGAUUUCACCUUUGAGUCUAACGUUUCCAAAUCUCACUGGGAUGAUGAUAAAAAUGUUUGGGAUAUCACUGUGACUGGAAAAGGUGCCGGUGAAUACAAAUGUAAAUAUUUAAUUCUCUGUACAGGCUUUGCUGCAAAAAAAAUGUAUCCCCGAAUUAGCAACAGAGAAUCUUUCAAAGGUGUUUCAUUCCAUACUGCAGACUGGCCGUGUGAUGGUGUCGAUGUUACGAAUAAAAAAGUUGCAGUUAUAGGGACAGGCGCAUCAGGUGUCCAAGUUGUUCAAGAAAUUGGUGGUGAUGUCAGUGAGUUGACUGUGUUUCAACGUACUCCAAAUACUGCGUUUCCUAUGAGACAGAGUACUGGAGACAAAGACGAACAGAUAAGGAGGAUGAAAACCUAUCCAGAACUUUUUGAAAAGUUGAAAACAUCUUCACUGUCAGGAUUCGAGUUCAGUCGUGAUCCGCGCUUGGCAGGGAAUUGCUCACCGGAAGAAAUUAAAAUCAAAUUCGAUCAGUGCUGGGAAAAUGGUGGAAUGAGAUUUUGGGAAGGUAACUUUUCUGAUAUAUUAACUGACAAAAAUUCUAACAAGCUCGCCUAUGAUUACUGGAGAGAUAAGGUUCAUGAUAGGAUUAAAGACCCAAGAAAAAAGCAAUUAUUAGCUCCGGAUAAACAGCUUCAUCCGAUAUUCACGAAAAGACCUAGUCUUGAGCAAACAUACUAUGAUGUCCUCAACCAAGAUAAUGUUGAAAUUGUCAAUGUCAAGGAUGAACCAAUUUUAGAAGUUACUAAUACCGGUUUAAUAACAUCAGAAAAGGAGUACGAAUUUGAUAUUAUUAUAUACGCUACAGGAUUUGAUGCAGUAACGGGUGGAUUUUACCAAAUUGACUUGACUGGCAAAGAUGGUAUCACUCUUCACGAAAAGUGGAAAGAUGGCACGUAUACCUACUUAGGCAUGACAAUUGCAGAUUUCCCUAACUUAUUCUUUCUUUAUGGUCCUCAAAGUCCGAGCGCGUUUUGUAAUGGUCCAACUUGUUGUUUGAUUCAAAGUGAAUGGAUUAGAGACACAGUUGAUUAUACAGAAAAGCAUGAUUAUAAGUAUAUCGCUCCAAGGGAUGAGGCACAAUUUGACUGGAAAGAAUAUAUCAAUGCAGGUGCAAAUAAAACAUUGUUGCCUUUCGCGGAUUCCUGGUACAUGGGUGUUGGCCGCGAAGGAAAAAGACCAAAAGAAUGUUUAAUAUAUGUUCGCGGCUCGCAUAAAUAUUAUGAAGAUAUCAACAAAGAGCGCUUAGAAAAUAACUACAAGAACUUUAUAUUUGCAUAA
This is a messenger RNA of Debaryomyces tyrocola, 1617 nucleotides long. The record is from the annotation of a GenBank genome assembly. Lineage: Eukaryota; Fungi; Ascomycota; Pichiomycetes; Serinales; Debaryomycetaceae.